AUGGAUGCGGGCACGGAUGCGGAUGCAGUCCCAGCGGACACAGUGGCUGUCAUGGCUGCCACGGCCCUGGUUUUAGUUUUGGUUUUGGCGGCUGCGGUGGCGGCUGCGGUUGUGGCGGCGGUUGUGGUGGCGGCUGUGGUUGUGGCUGUGGAUGCGGCUGCGGAUGCAGCCCUCCGUCCUGUGGUCACGGCUGUGGAAUUCAGGUGGGCUGUGGUCCCCGUCUGUACAACUGCGGCCGAACAAGUUGCUGUUGUUGCUGUUAACUGGUACGCCUAUCUCAUUCAUAUUUCUGUCGUUACACGAGGAUGA
Spirometra erinaceieuropaei is the source of this 309-nucleotide messenger RNA. NCBI's taxonomy places the organism in Eukaryota, Metazoa, Platyhelminthes, Cestoda, Diphyllobothriidea, Diphyllobothriidae. The record is from the annotation of a GenBank genome assembly.